AGGGGAACCCCAGCACCCAGCGAAAAUGUCCGACAGAACCCCCUUCGAAACAGAUAUGCUGACGCUCACGCGAUUUGUUAUGGAAAAGGGGCGCCGAGUGAAAGGAGCUACAGGGGAGCUAACGCAGCUGCUCAACUCCAUGCUGACAGCCAUAAAGGCCAUUUCCUCCGCGGUCAGGAAGGCAGGCCUUGCCCACAUGUUUGGCAUUGCUGGCACUAUGAAUGUGACUGGUGAUGAAGUGAAGAAGCUGGAUGUGUUGUCCAACUCCCUGGUGAUCAAUAUGCUCCAGUCAUCCUACAGCACUUGUGUCCUGGUAACGGAGGAGAACAAGGAGGCCAUCAUCACCCCCAAAGACAAGCGGGGGAAAUACGUGGUAUGCUUUGAUCCCCUUGAUGGCUCAUCCAAUAUAGAUUGCUUGGCACCGAUAGGAACAAUAUUUGCUAUCUACAAAAAGGAAACAAAUGAUGAGCCCUCUGAAAAAGAUGCUUUGCAGCCCGGACGCAAUAUUGUUGCUGCAGGAUAUGCCCUGUAUGGCAGCGCUACCCUGGUGGCCCUCUCCACUGGGCAAGGAGUCGACUGCUUCAUGCUCGAUCCGGCUCUCGGGGAAUUUAUUUUGGUGGAUAAAGAUGUCAAAAUCAAGAAGAAAGGGAAGACCUACAGUCUCAACGAAGGUUAUGCCAAGUAUUUUGACCCUGCAAUGACAGAAUAUUUACAAAAGAAGAAAUUCCCUGAGGAUGGCAGUUCCCCAUAUGGUGCCAGGUAUGUGGGCUCCAUGGUAGCUGAUGUUCACCGUACGUUGAUGUAUGGCGGGAUCUUCAUGUACCCAGCGAAUCAGAAGAGUCCUAAAGGAAAGCUCCGGCUUCUCUACGAGUGCAACCCCAUGGCCUUCAUCGUUGAGCAGGCAGGUGGGAUGGCCACUACAGGGACUGAGGCCGUGCUGGAUGUGAAACCCGAGGCUCUUCACCAAAGGGUCCCUUUUAUUCUUGGUUCUCCAGAUGACGUGCAGGAAUACCUCACUUGUGUACAGAAACACCAAAAGAGCAGCUAA
Struthio camelus australis is the source of this 1048-nucleotide messenger RNA. RefSeq names its product fructose-1,6-bisphosphatase isozyme 2. Gene Ontology annotation, molecular function: fructose 1,6-bisphosphate 1-phosphatase activity. Gene Ontology annotation, biological process: fructose metabolic process; fructose 1,6-bisphosphate metabolic process; fructose 6-phosphate metabolic process. Lineage: Eukaryota; Metazoa; Chordata; Aves; Struthioniformes; Struthionidae. The record is from RefSeq and is a predicted model, not a curated record. Gene Ontology annotation, cellular component: cytosol; cytoplasm.